Molecule: messenger RNA, 1284 nt
Organism: Phycomyces blakesleeanus NRRL 1555(-)
Lineage: Eukaryota; Fungi; Mucoromycota; Mucoromycetes; Mucorales; Phycomycetaceae
Exons: 7
Coding region: 56-1150 (364 amino acids)
Biological process (GO): cytoplasmic translation
Cellular component (GO): cytoplasm
Molecular function (GO): GTP binding; GTPase activity
Source: RefSeq, a predicted model, not a curated record
AAGAAAAGAAAAGAAAAAAAAAAUAACAAAUAAAAUAUAAACUACAUUUGCUACAAUGGGUAUUUUAGAGAAGAUCCAGGACAUUGAAAAUGAGAUCAAGCGUACCCAAAAGAACAAGGCUACCGAGUACCAUCUCGGUCUCUUGAAGGCAAAGUUGGCCAAAUAUCGUGUUCAACUACUUGAAGGCUCUAAAACAAAGUCAGAAAAGGGAGAAGGUUUCGAUGUUAUGAAAUCUGGAGAUGCUCGUGUAGUCAUGAUUGGUUUUCCAUCCGUUGGUAAAUCAACUCUGCUGAACAAGUUGACAACAACCGAAUCCAUUGCAGCAGCCUACGAGUUCACAACCCUUACAUGUGUUCCCGGUAAAUUCACACACAACGGUGCCAACAUUCAGUUGCUCGAUUUGCCCGGUAUUAUCGAAGGUGCUUCUCAGGGUAAAGGUCGUGGUAGACAAGUUAUUGCUGUUGCCAGAACUGCCGAUGUGGUAUUGAUGAUGCUUGAUGCUACCAAAUCUUCCCAACAAAGAGAACUAUUGGAAGCCGAAUUGGAAGCAGUCGGUAUCCGUCUCAACCAAAGAUUCCCCAACGUAUCAUUCAAGAUCAAAAAGGCGGGUGGUAUUAGUUUCAACGCGACUCUCAAAUUACAUUAUAUCGAUCAAAAGAUGGUUCACAACAUUUUGCACGAUUACAAGAUCUUUAAUGCCGAUGUAGUAAUCCGUGAAGAUAUUACUGUUGAGCAGUUUAUUGACGUUGUAUUGGGUAACAGACGUUAUAUUGACUGUAUCUAUUGUUACAACAAGAUUGAUCAAAUCACAAUGGAAGAAAUUGACCGCCUGGCUCAUGAGCCUGAUACUGUGGUCGUGUCUUGCGAACAGGACCUGAAUAUGGAUUACUUGGUUGAGCGUAUCUGGAAGAAAUUGAAUUUGAUGCGUGUGUAUACAAAAAAGAGAGGAGAUCUUCCCGACUUUGAGGAUGGCUUAAUUGUCAGAAGUGGAGCCACCAUUGAGCAUGUAUGCCACGCUGUCCACAGAAGUCUUGCAGAGAGUUUCAGAUAUGCCUUGGUUUGGGGUACAUCUACCAAGCACAACCCACAGCGUGUCGGUAUCAGCCACCAAGUACACGAUGAGGAUGUUGUCCAGGUGGUGAAGAAAUAGUUAAAUAAAUGUAUGAAUUAAGUAUUAAAAUUGAGGGACAAAGUUGUGGAUAACAUUAUUUUUUUUUUCAAUUUGUAAAAUCGAGCAAAGCAUAUCAAAACAUCUAAUAAAGAAAGAAAGAAAAAAUGAAGAGG